AUGAAGAGCGACACCGGCACUGGCCGGGUGAAACAGCACCAGCCAGGCAUCGGCCAAGUGGAAGCGCGCUUCCCCACCGAUGAUGAGGAUCCCAUCUCCUUCUCCAUGACUGUCGUCCACCGACUACUGGAGAGGAUGGAACAAAAAGGCGCCGGGCGGAGCUGGAGCAGUUGGGUGGGAGAACUGAGAGUGCAGUGGAUGAUGAGCAUCUUUGAAAUUUCAGGUGUUGCGUGGUUUAAGAUGAAUGUGACAGAUUCUCUUUUUAAAGGAGCUGUCAUUAAGCGCGCGCCGUGUACCAGGCAUCAACGAGACGGGGAACUACAUGCCCAAUGGGCAGCCUUUGAGCCCGCCGCCCGUGAAGCCGGCCUGGUGCGCAACGCGGCGAGACCGCACGGCAAAGGCUUUGCCUUAAACGAGGGUGCCACAUUCCCUUUGUGCUCCUCGAUUGCCGUGAAGGACCGGUCCAAAUCGAUGAAGUCCUAUGUGAUGGACAUCUUUGAGCGCUAUGCCAACGAGUCCAACAUCGAGGGUGUGGAUCAAUACAACGCAUGCUAUGGCGGUCAAGCCUGUGGGCUUUGUACUUUGAGUUGGGUUGAGUCAGAUCGCUGGGACGGCCGCUACGGCAUUGCGGUGGCCACGGAUAUCUCCGAGGCUCAUCCAGGCUUCAUGGCCUUCGUUGGAGCGGCAACCACUGCGACGCUCUUUUUCCCGGACGCGCCCAUGUCUCACCACAGUCAACGCGCCUCCUGUGUGCUACAUCGUUUCGACUUCUGCAAACCGGUUGGCUGGCAUGAUAUGGCACCCAUCACCGAUGGCAAGUACAGUGUGGAGUGCUACCUUGACGCAGGGCAACCCGAGCACAAAGACGCGUUGGAUGCCUGUCAUUCGACCUUGAGGCAGAAGCUGAAUGGACGUGGUCCUUUAGAGGUGACCGACUUGAACGUCUUCCACACUGGCGGUGGUUAUCACAUUGUGAAGAAGGCUUUUGAACGACUUGUACGAGCGGAGCAGAAAGGCAUUAAGCCGGAUGAGAAGGAGCGACUCGUCCAGGAGAAGCUCGCGCCCUCUGUGAGUUUGUUGAAGAUCAUCGGACCCUGCCACACCGUCUCGUCAUUCCUGAACACUUCUUCUGUCAUCAUGAACAAGAUGGAGCAGGCCUUAGGGAAAAUCAUCCUCGUUUUCACGUAUGGCUCUGGUUGUGCAGCGAGCAUGUACCAGAUGCGCGUGGACGAUGUUCCUUUCUUCGACCCCUUGGAAAUCUGGAAGCUACAGUUCUAUCGCAACGCCAUCAAGGUGAGGACCUCAAAAGUGCGGCGGGCCAGGGAGCCAUAA
Molecule: messenger RNA, 1332 nt
Organism: Durusdinium trenchii
Lineage: Eukaryota; Dinophyceae; Suessiales; Symbiodiniaceae
Source: the annotation of a GenBank genome assembly